AUGCCCAACACCAAGUAUAAAAUGUCGGAGACUCCCAUAAACGAAUAUUCAUUGCAAAUGGACCUAACCAUAACGAGUCUUGAACCCAAGGACUUUGGUGGCUAUCUGUGUAUAGCCAAAAACGCUUUGGGUAAAGCCGAAGGAUCCAUAAGACUUCAAGAACUGCAUUUGCCAAGCGCUCCAACCACUUCGGAAGCACCACCGCCGGAACCAGAAGAAGACGAUGACGACGAGUCAGGUGGUGCAGACGAGGAAAAUUUGGUGCCAGUGGAGGGUGAACCGACAGCCGACGGUGACAAUCAAUCGUUGGAUGACCAACAACGACAACAGGAACAACAGAAGCAUCCAUCAGAAUCCACAAAAAAACCUCCACAGACUGCUCAUGGAGGUGGAAGUGGUAAUGGAGGUAGUGGAGGUGGCGGCGUCCGGCAUCAUGACAACAAACAAAGGCACGGAUCCGGCAAAGGUUCCGGUUCAGAAUGUCCGGCACGUUGGUUGCUAGUGCUGGCCGCCGUUGUCGUAGUUACGCUGUUCCGGUCACCGGUCGUAUCUCGAUGGUGA
Molecule: messenger RNA, 561 nt
Organism: Macrosiphum euphorbiae (potato aphid)
Lineage: Eukaryota; Metazoa; Arthropoda; Insecta; Hemiptera; Aphididae
Source: the annotation of a GenBank genome assembly